This is a messenger RNA of Varanus komodoensis (Komodo dragon), 5659 nucleotides long. RefSeq names its product glutaminase (gene GLS). The record is from RefSeq and is a predicted model, not a curated record. NCBI's taxonomy places the organism in Eukaryota, Metazoa, Chordata, Lepidosauria, Squamata, Varanidae. The coding region runs from base 47 to 1801 and encodes 584 amino acids. Gene Ontology annotation, molecular function: protein binding; glutaminase activity. Gene Ontology annotation, biological process: L-glutamine catabolic process. The transcript is spliced from 15 exons.
AUUUCUCCUUGCUUCGGCGGCGGCAGGCGAGGAAGGGCGGCGCAGAAUGAUGCGGCUGCGGAGUUCCGCGCUGUUGAGGGACCUGCUGCGGCUCAGCCACACUGGCGGGAUAAGCGGCGGCGGCGGCGGCUUCGGCUGCUGCCGUCGCCUGGCGCUGAGGUGGCUCCAUCCCGCUUUGCCCACGGUUGCCGGCGGCCGCCCGCCUAUCCGGCUGCCGCCGUGCGGCGGCCGCUCCUUAUGCACCCGCUCGGAGGGGAUCCUGGAGGAGCCGGGCAAGGGGCCCCCGCAGCAGAAGCAGGCGGCGCCGUCCGCGGAAGCGCCGUCCUCGGCCGCCGGCGACGAUGGCCCCGGCGCAGGCCCGGGCAAAGAGGCGGGCGGCUCGGGGGAGAAUAAGACAAAACAAGGUCUCUUGCCUAGUUUGGAGGACUUGCUAUUCUAUACUAUUGCAGAAGGUCAAGAGAAAAUACCAGUUCAUAAGUUCAUCACGGCUCUAAAAUCUACAGGCUUACGUACAUCUGACCCAAGACUGAAAGAAUGCAUGGAUAUGCUAAGACUGACUCUUCAGACAACAUCAGAUGGUGUAAUGUUAGAUAAAGAUCUUUUUAAAAAAUGUGUUCAGAGCAACAUUGUCUUACUUACACAGGCUUUCAGGAGAAAGUUUGUCAUUCCAGAUUUUAUGUCAUUUGCCUCUCACAUUGAUGAGUUGUAUGAAAAUGCUAAAAAACAAUCUGGAGGAAAGGUUGCUGACUAUAUUCCACAACUGGCUAAAUUCAGUCCUGACUUAUGGGCGGUGUCUGUUUGCACAGUCGAUGGACAGAGGCAUUCUGUUGGAGAUACCAAAGUCCCUUUUUGUCUUCAGUCUUGUGUAAAGCCUUUGAAGUAUGCUAUUGCAGUUAAUGACCUUGGCACUGAAUAUGUACACAGAUAUGUUGGAAAAGAACCUAGUGGACUAAGAUUCAACAAAUUAUUCCUCAAUGAAGAUGACAAGCCUCACAACCCUAUGGUAAAUGCUGGAGCAAUUGUGGUUACCUCCUUAAUCAAGCAAGGAGCAAAUAAUGCUGAGAAAUUUGACUAUGUGAUGCAGUUCAUGAAUAAGAUGGCUGGAAAUGAGUAUGUUGGGUUCAGUAAUGCCACGUUCCAGUCUGAAAGAGAGAGUGGUGAUCGAAACUUUGCAAUAGGGUACUACCUGAAAGAGAAGAAGUGUUUUCCAGAAGGAACAGACAUGGUUGGAAUAUUGGAUUUCUACUUCCAGUUAUGCUCCAUCGAAGUAACUUGUGAAUCAGCUAGCGUGAUGGCAGCAACAUUAGCUAAUGGCGGGUUUUGCCCAAUCACUGGUGAGAGAGUCCUGAGUCCUGAAGCUGUUCGGAACACUCUAAGUUUGAUGCAUUCCUGUGGCAUGUAUGACUUCUCAGGACAGUUUGCCUUUCAUGUUGGUCUUCCUGCAAAAUCUGGAGUUGCUGGUGGUAUCCUCCUGGUUGUUCCUAAUGUUAUGGGCAUGAUGUGCUGGUCACCACCUCUGGACAAGAUGGGAAAUAGUGUUAAAGGGAUACAUUUCUGUCAUGAACUGGUUUCUUUGUGCAAUUUCCAUAACUAUGAUAAUUUGAGGCACUUUGCAAAGAAGCUUGAUCCUCGCAGGGAAGGUGGUGAUCAGCGGCACUCCUUUGGACCAUUGGACUAUGAGAGUCUUCAGCACGAACUUGCAUUAAAAGAGACUGUGUGGAAAAAAGUGUCACCCGAGUCAAAUGAGGACAUCUCCACUACUGUAGUGUAUAGAAUGGAAGGUCGGGGAGAGCAAAACUAAAGGAGUGGGCUCUAGUUUCAGAGGGUUUGUUUUCACCUUUAUAAGCACAUUCCAGUUGCUCUAGAUUGCACAGUUCCCGAUAUUUUAGUUUUGUUCUUUUGUUUUCCAUGUUUUGUAAAUAUUGCUGAUGAUACCAAAUUAGUAUCCAAUUUUUAUACAAAUUGCUUUAAUUGCUUUUUCAGAAAGCAAAUUGAAACAAAACCUGAAAAUGUGUGUUGUCUGAACUUGCUGUUGUACUGUGCUUAAGAAAUAAAGUCAAAAGGGAAUUUAUAGGGGUUGUGACAAUGUUAUAGAUAUGUUGCAAUGCAACAAAAUAGAAACAGCAUAACUGUUAAUAAAGAAAAAUGGGAGCAAUAGAUGUAGGAAAAAUUUAAUUCUCAAAUCAUACAUUUUUAUAAGUGGGUAUUUCUUACUGGUGUCAGGAUCUUCUGGUGUUUUGGGGAAAAUUACAAUUUUUAAUUUUUUUUCCCCAUGAUCAUUUUAGUAUCUUGAUCCCAAGCACUUGAAAGCAAGUUCUGUUGUUUUCAAGCAAAUGUAUGUACAGUUAGUCAUUCAACUUAAGCUAACUGGAUAAGGCUGAAAAUAAAUUAAGCUGGCAAGAUUUUUGUAUGAACAAUUGCAUACCAAUAUUUAGAACCUUGUUUAAAUUUACUUUAAAUGUCAGCAUAGUGUUGAAAAAUAUUUCAUAGCAAGUCCAACUAAAUCUUCCAAAAGCAGUAUACUAGAAAAAUGCUUGUACUGAGCCUUCAGCUUCUGAAAGUUGUGGCAAUUGUUUAAGCAUCAAAAUUUUGAUUUUUAUUUUCUAGAUUCUACCAAAACUAUAACAUAGGAGUAAUAAACACAUAUUUUUAAAAGUUCCAAAAAAAGGCAAGAGGUAAAAGAAGAAAGAAAAGAACAAACAAACUGUGAUGGAGUAACAUAGUGACUGUGUUUGGGCACAGUAAAUUGAAUUUCUGGGGAAUUCUGGCUAAUUGUUUAUAAAUAGUGCCUUUCAUACGCUGUCUGAUAAUUUCCUCUUGACUUUUUGUGCAAGCAGGAGUAGCUAAACAAGUCACAAACAUGUCACCUAUGGUUUCUUUUUGGUGAUGUCUGAACAACAAGUCAGUUCUGUCUCUUCUCCGAUAAGACCAAGUCACAAGCCAAGGUUUGUUUAGUUACUCUCACUUGAAGGGGGAGCCAAGUGGAAGCAGCAACACUCUUAAAUUCUGAUAAGCCAGGUUUCCCCCACAAUUCUAGCUUACUGUGAUGUGCAGACUGGGUCAUUUGCUUCUACACUAGAGCCUUUUAGUGCUGUUGAAGCUUGACUUUUCUGCAGUUAGCUGGAAAUAGGGUUGAGUGCUGUGUGGAACCUGAGUUAAGAGUUAGGUGUGAGGAAGCACAGUUUUGUGCCUCAUUUCACCAUCAAGGGAGAAAGGAGGGUGACAUUAGGGGUGGUGCCAUAGCACCUGAUAUUACCUGGCCCAUGGUGGGCCUGGUGGGGGCAACGCAGUCCCACACCCCAAAAUGGUUCUCUAGUCUUUGAAUAGCUAAUACUAUGCUCAGUGGGCCACUGGUCUGUCUCUGCUUAAGGCAGCAUCCUGUAUUCCUAUAUAAUUAGUAGAACCCUUCCUCGUGGCCAACAUUCUUUCAUAAUGUCUACUUGCAAGAAAGUUUUAUUCAUCAAAUGUUCUUUCUAAUGCUAAUCGAAAGCUUCUUGUUUGCAAAUUCAGCAUGUUUUGUGGCUUCCCCUGGUCAGCAUGACUGGAGGAUUAGUGAUUUAUUGUCCCUUAUAUAGUCUGCUCUUGUACAGGAGUUGUGGGAGGGAGUGACAACCCAAAGGCCUAGCAUUAAUCUAUUUCCAGGAAGAAUCCUAGAAAUGAGAAUGCUCUCUGAACAGUCCCUCAGAUCAACAUGGACUAUGUCAUUGGUGGCAGUGGUGUACUUCAACAGAUGCACCUAACCAAAAUGAAAAAUUGGGAUCCUAUCAGCCCUGUGAUGUUCUUUUAAAACCUUGGUUGGGGUGGGGAGCAAGGGGAACAGGACAGGAAACAAUAGGUCUAUGCAGAAAUACAUUCAGGGAGCUCCUGAAUCAUCAGUCAGUCAGUCAGUCAGUCAGUCACUGGAUGACAGAAAAGAUCCCUGAAAAAUCCUGUAGCUGGACUGGUAGAUGCAUGACUGAUAAUCGUAUAGCUGAAUAGAAAAAUAUGGUGUUUUUCUUUCUACCAUUUUCCUUCAGGAUGGAUUAAUAGUAGGCCUUUGGCUUCUACUGUCUCCCCUCAUUCCUGUACAGAAGUAGAUUGAUGGAGAUUCUGUCUGGAAACUUCAGUUGGCACAAAUUCAGUCAUCAGAAUGCUUAUGAGGGCUGGGCACACGUUGAGUAAAUUACACAGUUUUGUCUCAGUUGCUUUGAUUAUUAGUUUCUGGAUUCAUUUUAGAAUGCCAGCAAUGGCAAUUGAAGUCCUAAAUGCUUUGAGAUCAGUUUAUCUGACCUGUCACCAGCCUGGCUGGUGGGUACCAGAGACGGGGCUUUUCAGUUAAUGGGCCUUCUUCAGUAAAUCUGCUUUGCCCAUUCUCUCGUGGCUUUUAAGUAGAACCUGCAUGCUUCUUUAAAAAUUUCUUAGGAUUUAAAUUGAUUUUAUUGCUGAUACCCUGCAACUGAUUUUACCUGGUGCUGUUUUGUUGUUUUUGUUGUUGUUGGUGUUUGGUUGUUUGAGGUUUUCCUCUUUUUUACAGUUUUAUUGUAAGCAAUGUUACAAUACAAAGGUAAGGUAUAAAUAACAGUAGUGAGUAAUACUGUCCUCCUUAUGGAUUCUUCCUGGGGAGUAGAUCUUGGGCUUGUCAGCUUGUGCCCACCCCCGUUCUUCUGCAUAUCUGUCUCCCCAGGUCUCCUUAGGGACAUCAGCCCCACACUUUGAGAAAGGUGAGCCUACACAAGAGCUGUGGAAGACCAUGAAACCGUUAAUGUGUGGCAUUCAGUUUGAUUGAAAUAUAGCUUGAAAUGGAAAUGUUGCUCACCAGCUGACCCAGCAGCAGCUUUACUAUUUACCUGGGCAGUUGGUUUCAGUUAACGCCAAAAGACUGUGCAUCUCUGAGGCGUUUGGCUUUGUUUAUUGGUGUCCUCGGUGUUGUUGCGUUUAGCAGACCUCCUGUGACUUACUUAUGUUUAACUGUAUAACAGAUUAAACACUUCCCUUUACUAACAUCUUGCCUAGGAUGAAAUAAACAUCCUAGUUAAUCCAAAGCUCAUAAUGUUCAUAUAUGAGGCUUAAUCUCCUUUGACUUAAUAGUCAUCUUGUAUUAUAUCUGUUGAGCAUCUGUGGGGAAGAAAGACAUUUGUAAUGUGAAAGAGCAUUCUGGCCAAAGUAGAUUUGCAUUCACAUUAAAAAGACAGUUGAAACAACCUGUUGUUUAAACUGCAUCUGAAACUGCCCAUUAUAUAACUGUAGAAUAUAGUAUGAGUCUCAGCUUAUUGGGCAUGAUUCUAUGAAGCAGUGGCUUCAUUCCAAUGAGAAUAACUUACUACCAUAAAAGUAAGAUCUUAAAUAUGGUAUUAAAAGCUGACUGAAUAUUAUUAACUCUUUUUUUGUCUAAAUAUUCUUAAUGAAGUUUAGUAUGCAUUUCUGUCCACGGCAAUACCUGUUCUUGAUAUUCAAGCAUAUAUUUGUCGUAUUGCUUUUUUUUCUUCCAUUUUUGUUCUUGGCAUCAUUAGUGCUUUAUUGGAAAUGUAAAUGCUUUAAAACAUUGUUUUAGCAUGUGUUAUAUUUUCCCUCAGUUUAAGUGGUUUGUUAUGUGUUCCAUUUUUCAUUUGCUUUGUAUGUUAUUUAUGUAUCUUCUGCACACAACACUCUUGUACUAUAAUAAAUUUUAUUUUAAGCUGAA